Auxenochlorella protothecoides is the source of this 276-nucleotide messenger RNA. RefSeq lists its product as hypothetical. The transcript has 3 exons. The annotation marks the transcript as partial. The record is from RefSeq and is a predicted model, not a curated record. NCBI's taxonomy places the organism in Eukaryota, Viridiplantae, Chlorophyta, Trebouxiophyceae, Chlorellales, Chlorellaceae.
UGCAAUUCACACUACGUAUCGCAUUUCGCUGCGUUCUUCGUCGAUACGGGAGCCAAGAUAUCCGUUGUUGAGAGUUGUCUCUGGUUGGCGAGUGGCCCACAUGGGCAGGCACGCUCGCGUGAUUCUUCAGGCAUGGGUUCACCUACGGAAACCUUGUUACGACUUCUCCUUCCUCUAAGUGGGAGGAACCGCGAUCGAGCUGCCAAUCCGAACACUUCACCAGCACACUCAAUCGGUAGGAGCGACGGGCGGUGUGUACAAAGGGCAGGGACGUAA